GCUACCGAAGCUGCUUCAUCAAUAACUCCUCCAGGCUCCAGCUUUUCUUAUCUCGUUAUACUCUUACCACAAAGGUGGUCGAUCGAUCGGUCGGAAUCGGAGAUUUCGAUUUAGAGAUUCGCGAAGGUUCUAAUGGCUGCCGAGGGAAAGGAAAAGGUAGUGAAGAAGUUGCAAAAAAGCUACUUCGAUGUGCUAGGACUUUGCUGCUCAUCGGAGGUGCCUCUGAUCGAGAACAUCCUGAAAGCUCUCGACGGAAUCAAAGAGGUUUCCGUCAUCGUGCCUUCCAGAACGGUCAUUGUUGUUCAUGAUAGUCUUGUAAUCUCACAGGCUCAAAUCGUUAAGGCGCUGAAUCAAGCAAGAUUUGAAGCAAAUAUCAGAUCCGAGAAUGGGACAGAGACGCUGCAAAAGAGAAUGCCAAGCCCAUAUGCAAUUGCUUGUGGAGUUUUCCUUUUGUUAUCCUUUUUAAAGUAUGCUUACCGUCCUUUGGAAUAUCUGGCCCUUGGAGCAGUAGCUGCUGGUGCCUUCCCUAUUCUUUUGAAAGCCCUCGCCUCCAUUCGCAACCUUAGGAUUGACAUAAAUAUUCUCAUGCUCAUUGCAGUUAUUGGGACAAUUGCUAUGAAUGAUUAUUUGGAAGCCGGCACCAUAGUUUUUUUAUCUUCAAUUGCAGAAUGGCUAGAGUCAAGGGCAAGCCACAGGGCGAGCGCAGCGAUGUCGUCGCUGACGAACAUAGCUCCUCAGAAAGCAAUCAUAGCAGAAACAGGAGAAGCAGUCGACGCCGAUGAGGUGAAAGUGAACGCCAUCAUAGCCGUUAAAGCAGGAGAAGUGAUACCCAUUGAUGGGAUUGUUGUAGAAGGCAGCUGCGAAGUUGAUGAGAAGACAUUGACUGGGGAAUCAUUCCCUGUGCUUAAACAGAAGGACUCUCUCGUGUGGGCUGGUACAAUCAACUUAAAUGGUUACAUUGAUGUGAAGACUACUGCACUUUCCGAGGACUGUGUGGUGGCCAAAAUGGCGAAGCUUGUGGAAGAAGCCCAAAACAGCAAAACCAGCACCCAGAGAUCGAUUGAUAAAUUUGCCAAAAUUUACACCCCAGCUGUUGUGGUCAUAUCAACUCUCUUAGCGGUGAUUCCACUUGUGUUAAGGGUAAAUAAUCAGAAACAUUGGUUUCACUUUGCCUUGGUUGUUUUAGUAAGUGCAUGUCCUUGUGCACUUGUCCUUUCUACGCCAGUUGCAACUUUCUGUGCUUAUACCAAAGCAGCUAAAUCCGGUCUUCUCAUCAAAGGGGGCGAUUACCUUGAAACCCUUGCAAAAAUUAAGGUGAUGGCUUUUGACAAAACGGGUACUAUCACAAAGGGGGAAUUUUUGGUGUCAAAUUUCCAGUCUCUUUGUGAUGACAUCGAUAUGAAAACAUUACUACAAUGGGUCACAAGCAUCGAAAGCAAGUCAAGCCAUCCGAUUGCAGCAGCACUUGUGGACUACGGAAGGUCUCUAUCCAUUGAGCCAAAGCCCGAAAAGGUGACAGAAUUUGAAAAUUUUCCUGGAGAGGGCAUUCAUGGAAAAAUUGAUGGGAGAGAUAUUUACAUUGGAAAUAGAAAAGUUGUCACUAGAGCUGGGUCUGAAACAGUUCCUGCCUCACAAGGUGACAUUCCGGUUGGAAAAACAACUGGCUACAUCUACUCUGGAGCAAAGCCAAUUGGACUUUUCUCACUGACAGAUGCUUGCCGAUCUGGCGCCCAGGAGGCAUUGGGGCAGCUGAAGUCAUUGAGCAUCAAAACCUCAAUGCUCACAGGAGAUAGUCAAGCAGCUGCCAUGCAAGCACAUGACCAGCUAGGGCAUGUUCUGGAGCUAGUCCAUGCAGAACUUUUACCUGAAGACAAGGCAAAAAUCAUCAAAGAAUUCAACAAGGAAGGACGAACAGCCAUGGUUGGAGAUGGCAUAAAUGAUGCACCCGCACUGGCUGUAGCUGAUAUUGGUAUCUCAAUGGGGAUUUCAGGUUCUGCACUAGCAAGUGAGACGGGCAAUAUAAUUCUUAUGUCAAAUGAUCUGAGGAAGAUACCUCAAGCCAUUAAGCUUGCAAGAAAAUCUCACAGGAAAGUAAUAGAAAAUAUUCUCUUGUCAGUCGUUACUAAAGCUGUCAUUCUUGGCUUGGCCAUAUGGGGCCAUCCACUGGUUUGGGCAGCAGUUCUUGCUGACGUGGGAACAUGCGUGUUGGUAAUCUUAAACAGCAUGCUAAUUUUGAAUGGGUCAUCCAAGCAUAAAGGAAAAUGUUGUAGACCUUCCUCUGGACUACACAGCCAUAAAUAUGGAUGCAAGGCACCUAAUGACAAGUUCUCUCAUCAUCAUCAUCAUCAUCAUGAACAUAAACACCAGCAUCAGAACGAUCACCAUUGUUUCUCAGACAAGAAGGAAGUGAUGUCUCAGCCUCAUAAAUGCGCCUCCCUAAUUACUGUCUCAAAGUGCCAGUCUAGCCCUGCAUUUUCAGGCUCGUGUGGACAUGCUAUGCAUGGUAACAUCACGGAGAGUCAUGCUCAAUGUAAAGUCAAUGCUGAGUUCAAUGUACCCAAUCAUUGCCAUCAAGGAAGCUGUGACCAGAAGCAAGAGGGAGUUCAUUUGCAUGAUGUGAAAAAUGCAAGUUGUCUGGGUUCUCACAAAUUGGAUCUGCUUGCAGAAGAGAAACACGAGAUUACAUUCAACAGCAUUGGUAAUUGUUUGGAACAUACUAAGUCCCAUGAAACAGUACACUGCCAUAAUGGAAACUGUGACAUGGGAACUCAUGGUGAACCAUCACCCAUUUCUCCUUGCCAUCUCAAUUCUUCUGCUUUGAAAGAUUGCCUGCAAUUUGGUAGCAAACAUUGCCACUUGAUCUCUGGUUGUGAAAAUACAAAAUGUCAUGCCAUUGAGCGCCAAAACCCAGGGUCUCAUUCUGAACCUUCCAAGAAGCACCAGGAAGAUCAUGUCCGUCUUAACAUUGACGAUGAGCAUGUCAAGUCAGACUCAAUGGGAACUUGUGUAUAUUCAGAAGGGAAAGAAACAGGGUCCUGUCACAAAGGCUGCGCGGAAGAAUGUGAAGCAUCCACUUCCGUGUGCAAUUGUGAGAGUUCAAAUGACAGACAAGUUGCUGCAUGUUGCAUAGACGAGAUCUCUUCAAAGGAAUCCACAGAUUUUGCUGUUUUGCAGGCUUGUUUAAGUUUAGACAAGAGAGAGAAUGGUUCGUGUUGCAAGAGCCACAUGAAGGAAUGCUGUGGCAAGCAUGAACAUUUACAUGCUGGUUUUGUAGGAGGCUUAUCAGAUAUUAUCAUUGAAUAGGUUUUGCUGAUGUUGGUGUGGGCAACUGAUGUCAGCAUGUCUUGCAGAUUACAAGUCACUGGUAUGUAGAAAACAAUGUUGUAUUGUGUCCUGUCCAAUGUUCGUAUGAGACACAAUGCGACACUUGAAAUUUCACAACUUCAUUAUAUAUUUAUUCCUGCUUCUUAAA
Molecule: messenger RNA, 3472 nt
Organism: Neltuma alba
Lineage: Eukaryota; Viridiplantae; Streptophyta; Magnoliopsida; Fabales; Fabaceae
Product: putative inactive cadmium/zinc-transporting ATPase HMA3
Exons: 10
Coding region: 133-3303 (1056 amino acids)
Biological process (GO): monoatomic cation transport; transmembrane transport
Cellular component (GO): membrane
Molecular function (GO): ATP binding; metal ion binding; ATPase-coupled monoatomic cation transmembrane transporter activity
Source: RefSeq, a predicted model, not a curated record